Molecule: messenger RNA, 3786 nt
Organism: Botrytis fragariae
Lineage: Eukaryota; Fungi; Ascomycota; Leotiomycetes; Helotiales; Sclerotiniaceae
Product: putative fatty acid oxygenase protein
Exons: 8
Coding region: 1-3786 (1261 amino acids)
Biological process (GO): response to oxidative stress
Molecular function (GO): oxidoreductase activity, acting on paired donors, with incorporation or reduction of molecular oxygen; monooxygenase activity; heme binding
Source: RefSeq, a predicted model, not a curated record
AUGGAGGGUGUGAACGCGGGGAAUGGAGGGGAUGAGAAGAAAUUUGUGAAGGAGAGAAAUAAGUUGGGUUCAAAAUACAGAAAUUAUUUUACAGGAAAAUUUCAAGGAAUAUCUAGGAAAGGUGAGAAGUCGGAUCAGAAACGUCCACAGAAAGGAAAUACUCGAUCGAAUUCAGAACCAAUACCGACGCCAGUACCAACAUUGGAAUCCAGGUCAGAACCCACGUCAGAACCAACGUUGCUACCAGCAUCUCAACUACAGCCUCGAUCACAAUCACAUUCUCAACCACAAUCUCAACCCAAAACCAUAACCACAGUCACAAUCAUGCCUCCCAAAUUAUCUACAUCUCAACCACGUUGGACCUCCGACAUUCCCAAAACAACCCCGACGGUAAUCUCCGACAUCGAAUCCGCAACUCAUAGUAUCCAUUCUAUCUUUCAUGACCUCAAAACCAUCACCCCAGAAGAUGCAAACACACUUCUUCAACUCUUUUCCUCUCAGAUCAAGGGUGUCCAAAAUGACAACACUCUCCUUCUUGAAAAGACAGUGAAGCUCCUAGCAUCUCAACCAGAAAAUUCACAGAUUGGAAAAAGUCUAACAGCAAGUUUUGUCAAUACGCUGUGGGAUGCCUUGCCGCAUCCUCCUGUCAGGAGUUUGGAUAAGAAGUUUAUGUAUAGAGAUGCGGAUGGAGGAAAUAACAACAUCUUAAUGCCAGAUUUGGGAAAAGCGGGGACAGCAUACGCAAAAAGUGUUAAACCUGAGAGAAUGAGGAAGAAGAAUCUACCGGAUCCCGGUGAGCUUUUUGAUGGAUUGAUGAGGAGGGGCGGAUUGGAUGGAGAAGAGGCCUUCAAGGGAAGUCAGACUGGCAUCAGUAGUCAGCUGUUCUAUCUGGCUACAAUUAUUAUUCAUGAUCUUUUUCUUACGGAUCAUGAAGAUAUGACGAAAUCGAAGACUAGCAGUUAUUUGGAUCUCGCACCUCUCUAUGGUUGUAAUCAAGAGGAGCAAAAUGCAGUCCGAACAUUCGAGGAUGGGAAACUCAAACCAGAUUGUUUUUCCUCGAAGAGAAUCUUAGGAUUUCCCCCCGGUGUGGGAGUAUUCUUGAUCAUGUUCAACCGAUUCCACAAUCAUGUGGUUGGAAUGCUUGCUCAAAUCAAUGAUAAUGGCCGCUUCACAAAACCCAAAGCAGAGGCGGCAAAGUCUGCAUUCGAUAAAUACGAUAAUGAUCUCUUCCAGACAGGUAGACUCAUCACUUGUGGCUUAUAUGUCAAUAUCGUUUUGAAAGAUUAUGUUCGUACGAUUUUGAAUCUUAAUCGUACAACUUCAAAAUGGGAUUUAGAUCCAAGAGUGUCUGAGACCAAGACCCUCUUGAGUAAGCCUGCUGCUGAGGGUGUAGGAAAUCAAGUCACUGCCGAGUUUAACUUAAUCUACCGCUGGCACUCGGCCAUCUCCCAAAGAGAUGAGAAAUGGACCAACGCAGAAUACGCCAGACUAUUCCCCAAUAAAAAUCCGGCUGAUGUUACGCUUCCUGAACUCCUCAGGGGUCUUCACUCGAUGGAAGCAGAACUUCCUGCCGAUCCAUCUCAACGCUCUUUCGCAGACCUCAAUCGUUUGUCUAAUGGAUCAUACGAUGACGAAUCACUUGUCUCAAUCUUCUCAUCUUCAGUGGAAGAUCUCUCUGGUGCCUUUGGGGCCACAAACGUCCCACCUAUCAUGCGCUCCAUCGAAAUUCUUUCUAUUCUUCAAAGUCGUUCUUGGAAUAUGUGUACCCUUAAUGAAUUCCGUUCCUUCGUCGGAUUGUCGCGUCACACAUCGUUUGCGGAUAUCAACCCCGAUCCUGUUAUCGCAAAACGACUCAAAGAAUUUUAUGGAAGUCCUGAUGAUGUGGAAUUUUAUCCGGGAGUCGUAGUUGAAAAGAUUAAACCACCGGUGGUACCAGGUAGUGGAUUAUGCACCGGGUAUAGUAUCAGUUAUAGUAUUUUGAGUGAUGCGGUUGCGUUGGUUAGGGGAGAUAGGUUUUAUACUACAGAUUAUACACCAGAGAGUAUCACUAAUUGGGGAUACAAUGAAGUCCAAUUCGACACCAAUAUCGACGACGGUGCUGUGCUUUACAAACUGGUUCUUCGAGCCUUCCCAAACCACUUCCAAGGGAACUCUAUAUACGCACAUUUUCCAUUCGUCACACCUGAGACUAAUCGUGAAAUCCAAAAGGAUUUGGGGAGAGAGAACUUGUACAGUUGGGAUAAACCUAAGAAGAAGGCAGAUUUACCAAAAGUGGAGGGUUGGGAGGAGUGCAAAAAGAUCUUGGAUGAUAAGGCUAAUUGGAAGGUAACAUGGGGUGCACCAAUUGCUGUCCUAACUUCGCAAUCGCCUUCCGACUCCACAAAUACUACGGGGCCGCCAAAAAUCCCUCCGUUCUGUCUCGCAGGAGAUGAAUCUAUAAAUACUACCUCGCGCUCUCUUAUAAUAUCUUCUUUCCACGAUCUUCCAACAGGCCAUGGCAAUAAGAAUGAUAAAGAACAUCCUGAUUGGCAAUCCGCAAUUGCGCAAUUUUACACAGACAACACAGCCGAUUUGUUUGCUAAACAUAAAGUUCUCAUUCCGAACCUAAACGCGUACAGCAAUGCCAAUGGUAACGGAAGUGUCACAAGAAAUGGAGCUGUAGCACGCAGAAAGACCUACAGAGUGGACAUUGUAUCUGACAUAUGCAAUCGCGUCUUCACUCGUUUCGCGGCCGGCGUCUUUGACUUUCCGCUUAAACUAGGGAUGGGCAAUACCGUCGACGUCAAUGUAACUACGGAUAUUGAAGAUGGAUAUACAGAAGAGGAAUUGUACACGGCACUUUCCACUGGUUUCAUAUGUAUUUUCAAUAAUUUUGAUGUUACAAAAUCUUUCGUGGUGAAUCAGGAAGCAAGAGCUGUGGCUAAGAGGCUGGGUGAUAUCUUGAUGGAGCAUACAAAUGGAGGUGGGAUUGGAGGGGUAGUGGAGGGAUUGAAGGAUAGAUUACAUAGUUUGGUUCAUGAUGAUGAGACGGAGAGACAUGCUGAGGAGAAAGUGGCGAAGGAGAAGGAAAGAUUGGCGUUGAAGGGGUAUGGGAAGGCAAUGCUACAGAGAUUUUUGGACAAGGGAAAGAAAGCUGGAUGGGGAGUUGAGAGGGUAGUUUGGGAACAAAUUCUUCCAACCUCGGCAGCUAUGACGGCAAAUCAGUCGCAGCUUCUCUCCCAAGUCCUGGACUAUUAUCUCAGUGAUGCCGGAUCAUCACAUCUACCAAAACUCUACACUAUUGCUCAUGAAACUAGCAAGGAGUCUGAUGAUUUAUUGUUGCACUACUUCCUUGAAGCAGCCCGACUCCGGGGCACCGUCGCGCUUUUCCGCCUCUACUCACCCUCCCAAGCCCCCUCUCAAACCAGCAGCAGCACCCCCGCCCCCGGAACCGUCGUACUCCUCAACCUCCCCCUCGCCCACCACGACCCCGUCGCCUUCCCCAACCCCGAAACCGUCGUCCUCGACCGAAAUCUCGACUCCUACCUCAUGUUUGGCCACGGCCCGCACGAAUGUCUCGGUCGCGAUAUCGCUUUAGCGGGAAUGGUGCGCGUGUUUAGAAUUAUCGUCGGGUUGAAAAAUCUAAGAUUGGAUGCAGGUUCGAGUGGGUAUAGUAGGAAGAGUACAGCGGGUGAGAGUAGGGGAAUGAAGACUGUGGAGACGGAGUUCGGCAUGGCGUAUUUGGAUGAUGAGUUGGCGACUUUGGGACCGUUUCCCAAGGGGUUGAGGGUUUGUUGGGAUGAGUAG